AGGGAGAGCCCUGCCGGCUGCCCAGGCUCCGGACGCGGGGAGAGCCAGCGCGAAGUAGGUGCGGGAGGCGGAGGAGAAGCCGGAGGAGACGGAGAGAAAGGAGGAGGAAGAGGAGGAGAAGAGGAGGAGGAGGAGGAGGAGGAGAGGAGGAGGGGAGGCGCUCUGGUCGCCGUCAGUGGGCAGCGGAGACGCGGCAUGCCCCUGGCAGGGGAGAGCGGGCUGUCCUCAUCUGGGCCAUGGGGACCCGCGCGUUGACAAUGCCGGGGUGACAGCGCAACGCCAGCCACCCGCCACCUCCACCACCAUCACCUCCCGCACUCAGCCUGCCCACCGACCAGCACAGCACCAGCCUCCGCCUCUCUCUCUCUCUCUCUCUCUCUCUCUCUCUCUCUCUCUCUCUCUCUCAUUGUUUCCCCUCUACGGAGGAUGGGGUCGGCUGAUGAUUAGGUCGGAAGCAAGUGAGAUCUUCCUCCUAAGUCGGGUAAUAUUUAUGUAGGAAAAAGAAAAAAGAGAGAGAGAGAUAGAGAGGGAAGAGAGAGAGAGAGAGAGAGAGAGAGAGAGAGAGAGAGAAGAAACGGGAGGAGGGGGUAAAGAAAUUAAACCCUUUAAGUCAAUGCUGCAUAUUGUGGAGACACCCUCACAGGAGCCCUCACGGUGGAGACGGCCAGGGCUGUACGUUCCCAAAAUAUGACCAGGGGUGCUUGGAUGUGUCGGCAGUAUGACGACGGCUUAAAAAUCUGGUUGGCAGCACCCCGGGAGAACGAGAAACCGUUCAUCGAUUCAGAGAGGGCUCAGAAAUGGCGACUGUCUCUGGCUUCUCUCUUGUUUUUCACAGUCCUGCUCUCUGAUCACUUGUGGUUUUGUGCCGAGGCCAAACUGACCCGGACCCGGGACAAGGAGAAUCACCAACAGCAACAGCAGCAGCAGCAGCAGCGGCAGCAGCAUCAGCAGCGGCAGAGGCAGCAGCAGCAGCGGCAGCGCCAACAGGAGCCCUCCUGGCCCGCGCUCCUGGCCAGCAUGGGGGAGUCCUCGCCCGCCCAGGCACAGAGACUCCUCUCCGCCUCCUCGUCCCCCACCCUGCCCCCCUCCCCGGGAGGCGGCGGCGGCAGCAGCAAGGGCAACCGAGGCAAAAACAACCGGAGCAAGGCUCUUUUUCUAGGAAACUCUGCCAAACCCGUGUGGCGCCUGGAGACUUGUUACCCCCAGGGCGCCUCCUCCGGCCAGUGCUUCACCGUGGAGAGCGCGGACGCUGUGUGCGCCAGGAACUGGAGUCGGGGGGCGGCCGGGGGGGAGGAGCAGCAGGCAAGGGGCUCGCGGCCAACUCCGAUCUGGAACUUGUCGGAUUUUUACCUUUCGUUUUGUAAUUCCUACACACUUUGGGAGUUGUUUUCGGGGCUGUCCAGUCCCAGCACUUUGAACUGCAGUCUGGACGUGGUGCUCAAGGAGGGCGGUGAGAUGACUACGUGCAGACAAUGCGUCGAGGCUUACCAAGACUACGACCACCACGCUCAGGAGAAGUAUGAAGAGUUCGAAAGUGUGCUGCAUAAGUACUUACAGUCGGACGAGUACUCGGUGAAGUCCUGUCCUGAGGACUGUAAGGGACAACUGGAAUCUUAGGUCAUUUCAAAAGGCAGAAAUCGUAAAGAAGGUUCUGGCAGAAGAAAUCGGUUCAAUGCUACAGACUUUUUCCAGCUUUUAUUUUACUGGG
Messenger RNA from Nannospalax galili (Upper Galilee mountains blind mole rat), 1708 nucleotides. RefSeq names its product family with sequence similarity 155 member A (gene Nalf1). Bases 688 to 1617 code for a protein of 309 amino acids. Lineage: Eukaryota; Metazoa; Chordata; Mammalia; Rodentia; Spalacidae. The record is from RefSeq and is a predicted model, not a curated record. Gene Ontology annotation, biological process: calcium ion import across plasma membrane. Gene Ontology annotation, cellular component: plasma membrane. The transcript is spliced from 2 exons. Gene Ontology annotation, molecular function: stretch-activated, monoatomic cation-selective, calcium channel activity.